AUGGCUGAAAAAGUUAGUGGAAACACUAUAUUAUUCAAUCAAACUAAAAGGGAAUUAUUUUCAUUGGGAAAUGGAUUUAAAGUUUGGAACAGAAGGCUGAGGAAUAAUUGGAAAGUUGCUCCCCUCAAAGAUGAAAUAUCAAGCGAUAGCCUCAAUGGUGCAAGACUUUAUAUAAUGCCAGGUUGUCGAGAAAAAUUCACAGUUACAGAGUUCGAUCAAAUUAAGCAAUACAUAUCAGAUGGAGGAAGUGUUCUUGUUAUGCUUGGAGAAGGCGGUGAAACUCAUUUCAAUACAAAUCUAAAUUAUUUAUUGGAAGACUUUGGUAUCAUGGUUAAUAGUGAUGCAGUUGUAAGAAGUGAAUAUUUCAAAUAUUUUCAUCCAAAAGAAGCACUUGUAAGCAACGGUGUUCUCAAUCGGGCUAUCAGUCAUGCGGCAGGAAAAUACAUUCCUGGACUUGACGAUUCAAGUGAAAAAGAUGAAAUAAAUUCAGUAUCACAAACUUUACAAUUUGUAUAUCCAUACGGAGCGACUUUAAAUGUUGCCAAACCAGCUACAUCAGUACUUUCAACAGGAUCGGCAUGCAUUCCAGUCAACAGACCGAUUCUUGCUAUGCAUCAGUCUAAGGGUGGAGGAAAAUUAGCUGUUCUGGGUUCAGUUCACAUUUUUUCUGAUCAAUAUCUCGACAAAGAAGAAAACAGCCGAGUCAUGGAAGUAUUAGUGCAAUGGCUAACAACUGAUGAAAUACAACUCAAUGCUAUUGACGCAGAAGAUCCAGAAAUAUCAGAUUAUAAUAUGUUGCCACAUACCCAAAUAUUGGCAGAAAGAUUGAAGGCUUGCUUGCAAGAAGGCGAAGAAGUUCCGAGUGACUUCACACAACUGUUUGAUAGAAAGUUAUACAAAAUGGAUAAUUCUAUUUUACCGAAAGUAUUAUCAGCGUUUGAUGACCUCAAGAUAAAACAUGAACCCCUGACGUUAAUUGCACCAAAUUUUGACACCCCGUUGCCGCCAUUACAACCAGCGGUUUUCCCACCGGAAUUUAAUGAUCUCCCUCCACCAGCUCUUGAUUUAUUCGAUUUGGAUGAGUGUUAUUCAUCUGAGAAAGUGAGACUCGCACAAAUCACGAACAAGUGCAAUGAGGAUGAUCUUGAGUAUUAUGUUCGUGAAUGUGGAGAAAUACUCGGUGUCACGUCUAAACUACCAAAAGGGGCACAGAGUGCGAAACAUGUUCUUGAAUAUAUUUUCAACGAAGUUGUCGAGUACAAGAAACUAAAUCGAGAAAGAGAGUACGAAACACCUGACGGUAUUGAGUAAGAUGGUUUAGUACUGAUGAUAUUGCUAUCUUUUUGAUUCGUCCAAUUAUAGUUGCAAACCAUUAUUUGCCAGACAACACCCAUUAUGAAGUGUAAAGCUCAAUAAUACAUUUUCCCUCACGCUGCUUCUACAUGUAAUUCUCUCUCUGUAGUCUGUAUUAUCAAACUGUGAUGAAAAAUUCCUCAACAUUGUUUGUACUUUUUUGUUAAUAUAUUGUGAUGUACGGUAAAUCAUAUACAUAAUCCUGGAGAUGGAGAAAUUGCAUGAUAUCCAAACAAAAAGAUUUUAAAUGAAUUUCUUGAGUGGCAUAUAGGUUUUGCAUGACACAUUCACAAAUUUUAUUUUGUAGCGUUUCAUCUGACCCUAGUUAGACUUCCCCCAACAAGCCAGUAAUUUUAUUUAAAUUGCUAGAGGUUUACGACUAUUUGAUAUUCAAUUUAUCACUUUGUAGCUAUUACAAUGCAUUUCUUUUCUUGUUAUGCAAUUUCCAAAUGAAUACAGUUUUACAGUCAUUCAUGUGAUUCUGCGUUUUGAGAAAUACUCCAUGUAUAUUUUUUAUAGCAGGCAUUUUCUGUAUGGUACUCUGGCAUUUAUAUCACUGUAUAUCUUGUGCUAUACUAAUACUUGUACAUUGUUAUCUAUGAUUACCCAAAGUUCAAAAUUUGCAUUCAAGAGAACCGGUCUUCAUAUGAAAGCACACAUUUGUAUGUGAUUAGGAUUAAUCUUUGUAGCCUUUCUUAAAAUUUUUUCAAUGACUGUAUAUUUUUUUGUUUAUUUGUAAGGGUAGUUUGUAGUAUUCUUAGAUAAUAAUAAAAGUUGUUAUUUUUGUAUA
Styela clava is the source of this 2143-nucleotide messenger RNA. The record is from RefSeq and is a predicted model, not a curated record. Lineage: Eukaryota; Metazoa; Chordata; Ascidiacea; Stolidobranchia; Styelidae.